CCCGCGCCCGCGCGACGUGUGGGCCGUUGCAGGAAGCCGUUGGGACGGUUGCGGGGCAGCGCGGCUCGCGCUCGCCUGGGCGGGGCGAUGACGCGGCGCCCUUAAGACGGCCUCGCCGCGGGGCCGCGCCGGGCCGGGGCCUCGCCGCCGCCGCCGCCCCCUCCCUCGCUCCCGUCCGCCGCGCUCGGCCGACAUGGGGUCGCCGGUAUUGCCACCGGAGGGCGGCCGCCGCGGCCCGGUCCCGCUGCCGCGCGCCGCGGCCGCCCGGCGGGCCGCCGCGCUGCUGUUGGUGCUGCUGCUGGCCGCGCCGGCGGGGCUGCGCGCCGCCCCGGAGGAAGAGGCCGGCAGGAACAAGGAGCCGCCGGCGGCCCCGCAGCCCGCGGGACAGGGCGCCGAGCCGCGGGCCGAGAAGGGGUCUUCACCAGUUGCUCCAGUUCAUAUUGUCAAUGAAGAGUCAGCUGAGAAGACAAAUUUGGGCUUUAUUCAUGCAUUUGUGGCUGCUAUAUCAGUCAUCAUUGUAUCAGAAUUGGGGGAUAAGACUUUCUUUAUUGCAGCCAUCAUGGCAAUGCGAUACAACCGUUUGACUGUACUGGCUGGUGCUAUGCUUGCCUUAGGACUGAUGACAUGUUUAUCAGUUUUGUUUGGCUACGCCACCACAGUUAUUCCUCGUGUGUAUACAUACUAUGUGUCAACUGCACUAUUUGCAAUUUUUGGCAUCAGAAUGCUUCGGGAAGGCUUGAAAAUGAGCCCAGAUGAGGGUCAGGAGGAGCUGGAGGAAGUUCAAGCAGAAAUUAAAAAAAAAGAUGAGGAACUUCAGAGAACUAAACUCUUAAAUGGGCCAGGAGAUGUGGAAACAGGGCCAGGCACCACUAUACCCCAGAAGAAGUGGCUACACUUUAUUUCUCCAAUCUUUGUUCAAGCUUUCACUCUGACGUUUUUAGCAGAAUGGGGUGAUCGUUCCCAGUUAACAACCAUAGUCUUGGCAGCAAGAGAGGAUCCCUAUGGUGUGGCAGUAGGGGGAACAGUAGGGCAUUGCCUGUGCACUGGUUUAGCAGUUAUUGGAGGGAGAAUGAUAGCACAAAAAAUUUCUGUUAGGACUGUGACAAUCAUAGGAGGCAUUGUCUUCUUAGCAUUUGCAUUUUCUGCACUAUUUAUAAGUCCAGACUCUGGUUUUUAAAUUUUUGUUUUUCACCAUAGCAAAAGAACAAGGAUUGGAAGCGCUGAGCAGCCAGCUAUCCUUGUGCAUUCUUGUAUAAAAUGUACAGGAUUAUAGUUGAACAAGCACUGAAGAUGAGGCACUGUACUUUUUACAGCAAAUGAUUUGCAGGAUUGACACAUUUAUGGACAGCUUCUGCGGUGGAGAUCUGCUUACUGUCUGAUUUGUGCAUUCUGUGGUGCCAGCUCCCUCAGUGGGAUUUGAGCGGUUUUCUUAUUUGCUGAACCUGGCUUAGUUGGGUUUUGAGGAUCUACAUUUGUAAAUAUUGAAGCUUCCUGUUUUCUUUCUCUGUUACACAUGGCUACCUUUCCUGUUUCCUCAAGAGCUUAUUCUUAUGGCUGAGGAAGUGGCCUUCUCUGAAGAGACCGUGUUUUGUUCCAUGUUGCUCAACAGAAAGUGUCAAGUAGAAAACUGCUGGCUCCCACCUCCAAGUUCUUCAGUACCAGGAUGUGUCCAAGGCUGGAUAAUCUAAGCAAGAAGAAACCUGGGAGCGGUUCCUAUACUAUUGAGUGGCUAGGCCACCAACGGGGAAUUUUAUAAAUUUAAUUUAGAGAGCAAACUUCUUAAU
Dromaius novaehollandiae (emu) is the source of this 1784-nucleotide messenger RNA. RefSeq names its product transmembrane protein 165 (gene TMEM165). Gene Ontology annotation, biological process: manganese ion transmembrane transport; Golgi calcium ion homeostasis; calcium ion transmembrane transport. The transcript is spliced from 6 exons. Gene Ontology annotation, molecular function: manganese ion transmembrane transporter activity; calcium ion transmembrane transporter activity. Gene Ontology annotation, cellular component: Golgi apparatus. The coding region runs from base 194 to 1177 and encodes 327 amino acids. NCBI's taxonomy places the organism in Eukaryota, Metazoa, Chordata, Aves, Casuariiformes, Dromaiidae. The record is from RefSeq and is a predicted model, not a curated record.